Messenger RNA from Dicentrarchus labrax (European seabass), 4466 nucleotides. RefSeq names its product solute carrier organic anion transporter family, member 2B1 (gene slco2b1). Gene Ontology annotation, molecular function: protein binding; bile acid transmembrane transporter activity. The transcript is spliced from 15 exons. Gene Ontology annotation, cellular component: membrane. Bases 162 to 2135 code for a protein of 657 amino acids. Gene Ontology annotation, biological process: sodium-independent organic anion transport; transmembrane transport; bile acid and bile salt transport. NCBI's taxonomy places the organism in Eukaryota, Metazoa, Chordata, Actinopteri, Moronidae. The record is from RefSeq and is a predicted model, not a curated record.
GUUCAAAUUCCAGUUCCUCCCUCCUCCCGCGGCUGUGGGCCAGUAAAGCUGGAGGAGUGUCAGUUGCUGGAGGAGUGUCAGCUGCUGGAGGAGCUGGACGGUUUCAUAAACAGCGCAGAGGAACUGAGUCGAACUGCUGCUUUCACAGUGAAAACUGAAUCAUGGUGGCCAACAACCUCAACACGAACUCUGACCACACGCGGUCACGAUCUCCUGCCCUUCGCCGGAGUCCAUUCAACAACAUCAAGUUCUUUGUGUUCUGCCACAGUCUGCUGCAGCUGGCACAGCUGUUGGUGUCGGGCUACAUGAAGAGCUCCAUCUCCACCAUUGAGAGACGCUACGGCCUCUCCAGCCAGAAGUCGGGAGUCCUGGCUGCUUUCAAUGAGGUGGGAAACACGGUCCUCAUCGUCUUUGUGAGUUUCUUGGGGAGUCGAGUCCACCGGCCGCGCUUCAUUGGAGGUGGAGCUUUGCUGGCCUGCCUGGCCUCGCUGCUGAUAGCGAUGCCGCACUUCCUGAGCGGACCAUAUGACUACACCAACCGCAUCAGCUCCUCCGGGGAUAACAGCUCUGGCCUCUGCCAAUCAGAGAGAACCCUCACCACCUCAUCGUCCAAUCAGAGCUGCAGCCAGAAGGAGAGCCCCGCCCAGCAGGUGGUGUACCCUCUGCUGCUGCUGGGUCAGCUACUGCUGGGUAUUGGAGCCGUCCCCAUCCAGCCCUUUGGCAUCUCCUACAUCGACGACUACGCCAGCAAGAAGAACUCGCCGCUCUACCUCGGAAUCCUCCUCGCUGUGACCUCCAUCGGCCCGGCUGUCGGCUUCAUCACCGGCUCCCUCAUGCUACGCUUUUAUGUCGACUUUGACAAGUUAUCCAAAGACCAGAUCGAGUUGAACCACAAGGACCUGCGCUGGGUGGGAGCCUGGUGGCUUGGCUUCCUGGUGGCGUCCUGCUUCCUCUUCCUUACUGCACUGCCUUACUUAUUCUUCCCCAGAAACAUGCCCAAAGAGGACGGUGCAGACGAUGUCGAGUCCAGACCGGACUGUAAGCAGCAGCAGACUAACCCGCUGCAGGAACUCUCCCUUCUUCAGUUCCUCAAAAGUUUUCCUCGUAUUGCUCUGCGAACGCUGCGGAGCCCCAUCUACCUGCUGGUGGUUCUGGCCCAGGUCAACCUGGCGGCGCUGCUGGCCGGCCUCGCCACCUUCAUGGCCAAGUUCAUUGAGAGACAAUUCAGCCAGACUGUCUCCUUUUCCACCAUGAUGAUAGGAGGAAUCUGUAUCCCGAUGGCAGUGCUGGGCACCGUCCUGGGUGGAGUUCUGAUGCGGAGACUGAAUAUUUCAGUCAGCGGUGCCAGCAAGUUGUGCACCAUUGCCAUCCUGCUCUGCUUGUUCUCGUCCACGCCGCUGUUGCUCAUUGGCUGCCCCACCCAGAAGGUUGCCGGGGUCUUUCCUAACAGCUCUGGUGGGUCGUGCAGCUCCGUCUGUCAGUGUCCUAAGGAGGCGUUUAACCCAGUCUGCGGUUCGGAUGGCGUGGAGUUCAGGUCUCCAUGCCACGCCGGCUGUAGGGCCGCAGAGAAAGACAACGACGCCAAAGUCACAAACUACACUGAGUGUCGGUGUGUCGGUGGUCUCGGCUUUGCGUCUCCGGGAACGUGCGGCAGCGGAUGUUCCCACCUCCUGCCCCCCUUCAUGGCCCUGCUGGGCAUCACCGCCUUCAUCGCCGCCUUCUCACAGACCCCCUCCUACAUCAUGAUACUCAGGACGGUGCCCACGGAGGACAAGUCUUUUGCUGUGGGAGUUCAGUACAUGCUGUUCAGAGUGCUCGCGUUCAUGCCUGGCCCGGUGCUGUACGGCAGUGUCAUCGACUCCACUUGCAUCCUGUGGGGUAAAAAGUGCGGUAAACAGACUUCCUGUCUGUACUACAAUCUGGACCGCUUCAGACAGAGGUUUCUGGGCAUGCAGGUGGUCUUCGUGUGCGGGGGGCUGCUCUGCUUCCUGCUGACCGUCGUGGUCCUGCGCAGGAGGGCCAGGAGUCAGGAACCGCAGCCGGAGGGCAAAGGAGGGUAUGAGCUGGUGAACGGGGAGAAAACACCGGAGAUUGCUUCGUCCAAAGAGAAAGAAGCGAACGGCAUCAAGACCUGAAGGAAAACGCAACGAGAGGACGCGAAGAAGGAAAGACUCAGAGAGGCUGAACGAGAAGCUGCGAUGGUACCAAAGCAGUGUGUCACGUGCCGUAUAACGAGGCUAAGAUUAAUUUGCUUACAUCCAAUACAAAUAUUACAUUCUUUGCUAACAUUUCCAGUGGUGGAAGAAGUAUUCAAAGGUUCCAUAUGUAAGAUUUUGAUGUAUUUUAUGUGUCAGUGUGUGAGCAGACAGUGAACAGGUUGUAGUGGAGCUUUGUUCCUCUGCUGCCUGUGGACUGAUCUCUAUGUGUCUCUAUGUAGGAUGAGGGUCAAAGGUUGUGACCUUUAUGCUCCAGAGUGCCAACAGUGGGCAACACAGAGUCCAACACAGAGUCCAACACAGAGUCCACAACACAGAGUCCACAACACAGAGUCCAACACAGAGUCCACAACACAGAGUCCAACACAGAGUCCAACACAGAGUCCAACACAGAGUCCACAACACAGAGUCCAACCCAGAGUCCAACACAGAGUCCACAACACAGAGUCCACAACACAGAGUCCACAACACAGAGUCCAACACAGAGUCCACAACAGAGAGUCCAACACAGAGUCCACAACACAGAGUCCACAACAGAGUCCAACACAGAGUCCAACACAGAGUCCACAACACAGAGUCCAACACAGAGUCCACAACACAGAGUCCACAACACAGAGUCCACAACACAGAGUCCAACACAGAGUCCAACACAGAGUCCAACAGAGUCCACAACACAGAGUCCAACACAGAGUCCAACACAGAGUCCACAACACAGAGUCCAACACAGAGUCCAACACAGAGUCCAACACAGAGUCCAACACAGAGUCCACAACACAGAGUCCAAAGUCAAAGCUAACAUUACUGCUAAGCUAGUGGAACAUAUUGUCUGAUUGCGCUGUUAGCUGGAUAAUGUUAGUUGAUUGUUAAUGCGGACACAUUGUUAGCAGCUCCACUGCUGAUCCGUUUGUAGGUCACUUUGUCGGCUGGCGUUGCAGGUUGCAGCUGGCUGGCUAAUGUUAGCUUACUUGCUUGCUAACAUUAUCACUAGCAGCAUACUAGCCUAUCUGAGUGGAUAUGUUAGUUAGCUAACUUAAUCUUCCCCAGCUAACGUGAUCCAUAAUACCAAUUUACGUAUUAUGUCAUUUAUUUUCCAGCGUUUGGUCAGUUUGUCUCUUUUGGCCGACGCCCAGGAUAAUGCUCACAACAGGAUGUUGACUGCAGUACACUUAUUGGCCUCUGGUGGCGCUGUUUAACAACAGUUUAAUGAAAGUAACAUAUAGAACCUUUAAGGAUAAAAAACAGCAACCACAGUGUAGAAAUACUCAUUGUGCUAAAUGAGCCAUUUCACAAUUAAUACAUCAAAUAAUUGGAUUAUAAUUAUUGAUACUGUGAAAGUGUUACUUUCCUGUUGCAGCUCAUUUUAACCAUGUUAUACACUACUAGCUUCAUCUAUUAAUCUGAAUAUAUGAAUCUAAAUCUGAUAAAUGUCGUUCAGUAAAAAGUACAAUAUGCCUCAAAAAUUGUAAAUACACUUUUUUUACUUUUCACUACUGAACAUUUCCACUGUGAUUACUGUUCGUACAUAAGCUGAUGCGUAUAUUGUGUGAUACAUUCUGUACACUUUAUAUGACGCAGUGAGCCCAAACAGUUCAAUCUGGUGCUGAAGGUGAAUAAUAAGCUGCACUUCCUCUAACAAACACUCCCAACUUCUGUACUAAGUCAGUAGAGAAGUCAGUCUAAGUCAGGACACUGUGAUCUGUGGGGCUGAUUUUAAUCACUCUAAUUAUCUGUAGCCAAUCAGACGAAAAAAAAUAGAUAAAAUAAAUGAAUCUUAUGGAAGUCGGACUCAGUUUUUGUUUUGUCUGCUGCAGUUUGUUUUGUAAUUGCUGAUUUCUUUUGUAUUUUUUUUUACACAUAUUAAAAAUACUUAAAAAACAAUCAUAUAUUUUAAAGCGAUAAAAAUUUAUAAAAACAUAUUUUAUCUGAUUUAUUUUGAUCGGAUGUGUGUUUUGAUCAUUGUUUAUACUGACGGACUGCAGCAGUUUAAAUAAAUCAGAAAAAUCCAGCUUACAGAAAGUUUUAUAAGAAUGUGUUUUUACUGUCAUAUAUUUGUGUUUUCUCUUUAUUCAAAUGUCUCGGAGCUACUUUGCUGAAUGUUUGUUGUUUUUGUUGCUUUAUUUUGUAAAUUCUUCACUAUUGUUUGUUUUAUAAAUAUGUUUUUUAAUGUUGUAUAAAAUGUAGUUAAACUGUACAACUGAGCCACGUUGUGCACAAAAAUAAGAAAAACAAUAAACUUUAUACCUUUUGGUA